CUCUCUGGUGUUUUUACUGAUAUUGCCUGCACAACACUCGUAGAAGCCUUGCCCCUCAUCCCAGGCAGAGAGCAGGCCAGCCCUUGCCCCCCGACGGAGCUGGUGGGACCCACCUUCUCCCGGAGCAUCUCCCGCUGCCCUCCACAGUGAGAAUCCUGGAUCCUCACGUAGCUGGAUGUGCUACGAGGAUGGCCAUCGUUAUUUAAUUUGGUGCCCAAGUUGCCUCUGAUUUGGCUGGCGGGAGCCCCAUCAGGUUGGCAGCUAUGUCCUUUUGACGGGUCCUCAUGGUCCUUUGAACACCUGCUUGCUUCCUGAUGCAAAAAAUCCGUUCCGGGUGCAUCUUGCAAUUGCCCUAGCUGUGGAAUCAGACAUUUCUCCAGAGUCCUGCUUCCUUUUGGUGGAAGAAGAAGCAAGCUUGCAUCUGACCCAUCAUGGUGCCCACAGAGCUCACAGGUCUUGUCUCUAACAUGUCUGACGAUUACAGCUACCAUCCCACGUCUCCUCUGGAUGACUACCUAAACCUCCCUGAACUUUACUGUAAGAAAAACAAUGUCCGGCAGUUUGCGAGCUACUUCCUCCCGCCCUUGUACUGGCUCGUGUUCAUCGCGGGCGCCUUGGGCAACAGUCUGGUCGUCCUUGUCUACUGGUACUGCACGAGAGUGAAGACCAUGACCGACAUGUUCCUCCUGAAUUUGGCAAUUGCUGACCUCCUCUUUCUCGUCACGCUUCCUUUCUGGGCCAUUGCCACUGCGGACCAGUGGAGAUUCCACACCUUCCUGUGCAAAGUGGUCAACAGCAUGUACAAGAUGAACUUCUACAGCUGCGUGCUGCUGAUCAUGUGCAUCAGCGUGGACAGGUACAUUGCCAUCGCUCAGGCCAUGAAAGCGCAGACCUGGAGGCAGAAAAGGCUCGUGUACAGCAAAAUGGUCUGCUUUGCUGUCUGGGUGCUGGCGGCCAUGCUCUGCAUCCCUGAAAUCCUGUAUAGUCAACUCAAGAAGGAAUCUGGCAUUACCAUCUGCACCAUGGUUUACCCUAGUGACGAGAGCACCAAAGUGAAGUCGGUGGUCUUAACCUUGAAGGUCGUCCUGGGCUUUUUCCUUCCUUUCGUGGUCAUGGCCUGCUGCUAUACCAUCAUCAUCCACACUCUGUUACAAGCCAAGAAGUCAUCCAAGCACAAGGCCCUGAAGGUGACCGUCACCGUCCUUACUGUCUUCUUCCUAUCUCAGUUCCCCUACAACUGCAUUCUGUUGGUGCAGACCAUCGAUGCCUACGCCACGUUCAUUUCCAGCUGUGCCAUUUCCACCAAUAUUGACAUCUGCUUCCAGGUCACUCAAACCAUCGCCUUCUUCCACAGUUGCCUGAACCCCGUGCUCUAUGUUUUUGUGGGCGAGAGAUUCCGCCGGGAUCUUAUGAAGACCCUGAAGAACUUGGGUUGCAUCAGCCAGGCGCAGUGGGUCUCGUUCAUGAGGAGAGAGGGAAGCGUGAAGCUGUCGUCCAUGCUGCUGGAGACGACCUCGGGAGCGCUCUCCUACUGAGGGGUCUUGGCUCCGACGUGGGUGGCCCUCUCGGAAGUAAUGAGAAAUACAAGUACAGCUUCUCCACUGAUGGGACCAGAGGGAAACCAAUGAAGAAAAAGAAAAAGGAAGUGUGUGGGGGGGGGGGGGAGAAAAAG
Molecule: messenger RNA, 1672 nt
Organism: Leopardus geoffroyi (Geoffroy's cat)
Lineage: Eukaryota; Metazoa; Chordata; Mammalia; Carnivora; Felidae
Gene: CCR9
Product: C-C motif chemokine receptor 9
Exons: 4
Coding region: 432-1535 (367 amino acids)
Biological process (GO): chemotaxis; immune response; G protein-coupled receptor signaling pathway
Cellular component (GO): membrane
Molecular function (GO): C-C chemokine receptor activity
Source: RefSeq, a predicted model, not a curated record